UUGUGUUUUUUUUUUUCCUUUUCUUGUUAGCAACGUUUUAUAAUUUUCACCCUAGUGCAACUACUGCAGGUUCUUCUCUUGUUUCUCUGAGCAGUACCAUUUUCGCUGCAUCCAAAUCUACUCCUCAGCUGUUUUUGUUUCUUCUUCGGAUAGUCACAGAAAUCUUUUUGUUUUUCAACCGAUCUCGUUUUGCCCGUGUAGAAUCUUGUAAACCCUCUUGGUAGGCCUUUGGUGUGAAUAGAUGCCAGUUGCUAAACUCACGGCCUCUGGCUCUCCUGAUGUCAUGAAAACAGAAGACAGAAAUGAUUCUAUAGAUACCAUCAUCAGACAAGCAAUUGGAAAGGAACCUUUCCUUUCUUUUCCUAGGGCUGGUGACAGCCCUGUACAAUGGAUUCAAUUACUCCAUGCUUUAGACCAGCAAGAACUUCCAGGGUGGCCUUUGCUUUCUCCUGUGAAAGUUCAGUUGCAGAAGUGUGACAAGUGUUCUCGAGAGUUUUGCUCUCCCAUUAACCAUAGAAGACAUAUGCGUGUACACCAUCGAUUGAAGAAGCUUGAUAAGGAUUCUAAGAAAAACCGAGAUCUUCUAGGAGCUUAUUGGGAUAAGCUCUCUAUAGAAGAGGCAAAAGAAGUUGUGUCAUUCAAGAAUGUAAUGUUGGAGGAAGUUCCAGGGUCUUCAAUUUUAAAUGCUUUGGCAAGUCUUACUCAAAAACAAGGAUUGUCUUCUCUUCCACAGUAUUAUCUUAGGGCUGGUUCUGCCCUUCUGGAUAUUGUCGAAUCGAGGCCUUCAAGCUUUCCUAUAUCUUCCCAAGAGUUGUUCAGUAUACUUGAUGAUUCCAGUGAAAAAACAUUUUUGUGUGGGACAGCAGUGUCAAUGCAAAGAUAUGUUUUUGAUGGAGAGGCUGGAAAGAUUGGUCUUGAACCAAAAAACAUAGUUUCUUGCACUAGUUUCUUGGUAGAGCAGAAAUUGGUGAAGGCAUGGCUUGCAGACAAAGAAGCUGAAGCAUUGAAGUGUCAGAAGCAGCUAGUUGAGGAGGAAGAAGCUGCUCAGAAAAGACAAGCUGAGAUUUUGGAGAGGAAACGCCAGAAAAAGCUUAGACAAAAAGAACAGAAGGGGAGGGAACUGCUCGAAGAUGACAUUGAAAUUAAACGGAACAUCAAUAGCACAGGAGAGGCUGUACUAUCUGCAGAAACAUCUUUGGAUACGUGUGUCUUUGAAGCACAUAAUUCUGAUACAUUUGCAGAUCAUGCUUCUUCACCACAUGCAUCUGCCUGUCACUUUCCUGACAUUUAUGAAGGUGCUGAAAGGGACUCAGGGUAUGAAUGUGACACUGAUCAAAAUAUUGAGCGACAAACAUCCCACAGACAUAAUCGUCGACGCAUGAUGGUUGCAAGACAGCAAGGACUGCCAAAAUCACAGUGGGCUGUAUCCAACUGUUUACAUGCGAGCCCAUAUUCUCAAUUAUCAAAGCAUGGAGUCAUUCAGAGAUAUGGGACAAACCGGGAUCAAAGAGUGACUUCUAUUACUAAUGGGAUGAAAGUAUGGAGUCGAAAGCCUAAACCGGAUAUUGAUGGGAUGGUUUCAAAAGCCAGACUGCAAAAAGAACCAGACAAGGUUAAGAAUCAUGAAGUAUUGAUAGGAUCUAUAUCUGUAACUCUAAGCAAUUGCAGCCAAUCAGUGGGUAGCCUUGUGGCAUCUCAUGGUGAUGAUAUUGUGGAGAAUCCGACAAAGCAGUGUACUGUACAGGAGAAGCCAGUGAAACCUGAUUCCUCCCAGAGUAGCAACAACCCAUUAACAGUGAAGUUUUGGCGGCCAAUUGACAAACAUGGAACCAAAGACCCAUUUCCACUUCAAAAUGGUAGGGCUGGAGCUGAAGCUGAUACUUAUGAAAAACAGGAUCAAACUUUGUCAGGUCAAAGUAGUUUAAGGGUGUAUAGUAUAGAUCAUAGUGAUAUUGGUUUCGGGAACAAGUUUCCCGAUUUUGGUGCUAAAGCAUAUCCAAGAAGCCUUUUCUCCAGACAUGCUGCCAAAGUCUUUCUUGCACAAAGAUGGAAAGAAGUACAAGAUCGUGAACUGACAGCAUCUGAAUUUUCUAAUGCCGAUAGAUAUGGCACUGUUGCAAAUGCAGAGAAUCAAUUGCAUGCAACCUCCGAAGUUACUAAAUCCAAAACCAAAAUGAAGCCUAAAAAGGGAAUCAAGAUAAAGUAUAUUCCCAAACAAAAAGCAGCUACCUAGUAGGAACUAGGAAGGAAGUAAGAAAGAGAAGAAAU
Molecule: messenger RNA, 2268 nt
Organism: Arachis ipaensis
Lineage: Eukaryota; Viridiplantae; Streptophyta; Magnoliopsida; Fabales; Fabaceae
Source: RefSeq, a predicted model, not a curated record